AUGCAGCUCAAGCGAAAUGUGCACCAGUUCAGUCAUAGCCGUAGCUUGGAGCCCGGAGAGCAACUACGAUUGGCAGCAUCGACACCCCUACUAGAGGCCGUUGUCUUUUCUGAAUCAGAAUUCGAUACAGCUACGGAAGGAGAUGAGGAUGACGAUUAUGCAUAUGGUGGAUCAGAUGCAGGAACUAUAGUUAUAAAGCUCCAAACAACUGUUCAGGAACAGAAAUUACGGGAAGAGGAGGAGGUUAGAAGACAAGAGGAUGCUACCAAAAGACAAGAGGCAGAGGAGGCCAACCGCCGAAAAGAGGAAGCCAACAGGCUAGAAGAAAUGGCUAGACAAGAGGAGCUUGCUAGACAAGAGGCGGAAAAUAAUGCGGAUGAAAGUGAAGACGAAGAGCUACCUCAGCAUCCGAUCAUUGGCAAAGAAGGACGGAAGCCUACACCCUGGCCAACACCCCGGGUCAAUUCCUAUGCGUCAUCUUUAGACAUAGAUAGAAGAGCUGAAACGGGCUCCCCGCUUAGUGAAGACGGGGAUCUGGAGUUUCACGAUGCUCUAUCAUCUCCUCUUGCUUCUCCUAUAAUCACGCCUCGCGAAGAGGAACUGGCACUGCCAAAUCUGACACCCCAGGUCACACCUAAAAAAAAGAGUGAAUUCGUGAUCUCGUUUGGUCCCACACCAACACGCUCCAACCCUGGGGAUCCAUCGCCAUCGACCAACUCAGUGCUUCCGCAACUCCCCCAGAAUCCAUCUCCACCUGGACCACCGGUAUUAAAUAUUAUUCCUGCAACCCCCAUGCCACUCAUGUCGCCUAGCGCUAUGCAGGAGAAACAGCUAGGUCACUCAAUGCCGCUUCUGGAGCGAAGAUCAACAGAAAUUCCCACACUUAUCACUACCUCACCGACUCUUCCCCUUGCGGCCCCGCUUGUACCACCAAGACUUAAGAAAGCUCAACGUCCAUCGCUACUUUCCCAGCCGAAACGUAUGCGGGAAUCCAAAUUGCACCCCUGGUGGCGCCCUCGUAUUGAGAAUGCUGAGGAUGAAGGAUUGUCUCGAUCAUUCACUACACAAACACAGGCUUCUGAGUACUCGGUUUCUAACAGUGGUGUGCCUGGGAAGCCUGAUGGGAAACGUGGGGAAGAGUUACAAAGAAGAUUAAGGGAACAAAAUUUCAAAUUGAAUUUAUUGGCCUGGGGACUCUGA
Molecule: messenger RNA, 1200 nt
Organism: Morchella importuna
Lineage: Eukaryota; Fungi; Ascomycota; Pezizomycetes; Pezizales; Morchellaceae
Exons: 2
Coding region: 1-1200 (399 amino acids)
Source: RefSeq, a predicted model, not a curated record